This is a messenger RNA of Rosa rugosa (rugosa rose), 925 nucleotides long. RefSeq lists its product as uncharacterized. Bases 118 to 588 code for a protein of 156 amino acids. NCBI's taxonomy places the organism in Eukaryota, Viridiplantae, Streptophyta, Magnoliopsida, Rosales, Rosaceae. The record is from RefSeq and is a predicted model, not a curated record. The transcript has 2 exons.
UCCCCAAAUUGGAGCGAGCUAGGGUUAGGGUUUCUCUCAGAAUCAGCUCUCUCGCUCGCGAAAACCCAAAGGCCAAAGGCGUAGGAAUCUCACUCUCUCUCUCUCUCUCAAAUCCCAAUGGCAACGGCGACAGCGAACGCGUCAGGGGCGACGGUGACGGCGAAGAGAAAGCCGGUGUUCAUAAAGGUGGAGGAGAUUCAGCCAGGGACGAGCGGCCACACCCUCACCGUCAAGGUCGUCAGCUCCAAUCCGGUCAAGGUCACCUCCAAGAACGCCGGCGCCCGAUCCUCCCUCUCCUCUCGCCCUCUUCAGCCCCCUCGGAUCGCUGAGUGCCUCGUCGGCGAUGAGACUGGCACCAUUGUCUUCACUGCUCGCAAUGACCAAGUUGACAUUAUGAAGCCCGGCACCACUGUGAUCCUGCGCAAUGCAAAGAUUGACAUGUUCAAGGGGACUAUGAGGCUUGCAGUUGAUAAAUGGGGUCGUGUUGAAGUCACAGAACCAGCCAGCUUUGAAGUCAAGGAGGCCAACAAUCUUUCUCUUGUCGAGUAUGAAUUAGUUAGUGUUGCGGAAACAGAUCAGAAAAGCUAAUUUGAUGGAAGACUGAGUGAUGGGUAUAUUGUGAGAGUGGAUAUUAGUGAGUUAGUAGCAAUCAAAGGUUAGAUUGGUGUUCCUGGGAUACUACAGCUGAUAUGUGGUUCUUCUCCUGUUUUCCUGAAGAUAUUUUCACUCUUGUUAUUUGCUAGUGAGUUUUCGGAUGCUAAUAUUAUGACUUGGAAAAAGUGUGGUCAUAUAUGUUCAAGAAUAAUCCUAUCUUGUACAUUAUAUCUGUUUGCUUGCAACAAUUUGUAUGAACCAUAGCGGGUGUUGCAAUUUCCUAAAAGACAAUUGCAGCUGCAAGCAAUGCAUAUCUUCUUGAGUUUUGACA